Messenger RNA from Ylistrum balloti, 2631 nucleotides. Its product is annotated as probable nuclear hormone receptor HR3. The record is from RefSeq and is a predicted model, not a curated record. The transcript has 9 exons. Gene Ontology annotation, cellular component: nucleus. The coding region runs from base 1 to 2631 and encodes 876 amino acids. Lineage: Eukaryota; Metazoa; Mollusca; Bivalvia; Pectinida; Pectinidae. Gene Ontology annotation, molecular function: nuclear receptor activity; zinc ion binding; RNA polymerase II cis-regulatory region sequence-specific DNA binding. Gene Ontology annotation, biological process: regulation of transcription by RNA polymerase II.
AUGAUGUAUUCAUUCUAUAACACAACAGGAUACAACUACUAUCGGGACUCGUUUCAUUUAACGGAGCGUGAAAUUGCUAUUUUUAAAAGCCUGAAAGGGUUUUCUCCAGGCCCGUACAAUUGUAAUGAGCCAGCAAUUGACAUGAGAACACAUAAUGGCCGUCGUACCAGCCCAACCAACUCAACAAGCUCUUCACAUAUAAAGGAGGAACACAUCUCAGAUUCGGAGGACAAGAACUCAAUAGAUGGGGACAGGCUCAUCUCCAAUGCUGUCGGUUUACAAAUAAAGUGGACAGCAGAGGGGCUAAAAAUGAUUGAUGUACGACAGAGUCCAGACACAGUAGAUCGAGGUCUGGGUAGUGAGCCCUCACUGCCCAGUCCCCACAGCAGUGAAGGUGACCCCCACACAAAUGUCUCCACAACCACCACCAACAAGUCUCCGCCACUGCCACACUUGGAGCUUUCCCACCAUCAUCAUCACCCCUCUUUAGAGACUUCGUCACUCUUAGCCAUGUCUAGUCAGGAGCCAACAUCUUCAGUCUGUCUUUCAGCAAUGUGUGUACCCAAACCCAGCUCCACGGCACCAACCACCAACUUGAAAUGUCUAGUGUGUGGGGACCGAUCAUCUGGGAUACACUACGGAGUGCUGGCCUGUGAGGGGUGCAAGGGAUUUUUCCGACGAGCCCUGCAGGAUAUUGGUGACCCUGCUAGGAAGAGGUGCUACUACAACAAGAACUGUGAGAUCACUGUACUGACUCGCAACAGGUGUCAGUACUGUCGUCUCCAAAAAUGUUUGGCACUAGGAAUGUCAAGAUCAGCUGCAAAGCUUGGAAGACGUUCUCGGAAAAUGCGAGAAAUGAUCCGCAGUAUGGAGGAUACACAAACAGAGCAGGCCCUUCAUGGUCUCCUCAGUCUCAACUCUGACAUAGAACGACAGAUCGCUGCCUCUACUGAAGCAGCAGUUGCUGCAUCCAUGAGUAAUGGCAUCAAUCAGUCCGGACCAAGUCAGACAUCAAUGGCUGCCCUGUCCAUGCUUCUCAAACAGCGUGCCCAGUCUGGCUUCUUAGUAGAUCGUGAUAGGGGCUCUAUAGAGACCAACUGUUCUACUGAGGACAGUAGUGAGAGUCUGCCUCUCAUCAAACAAGAACACCAUGAUUCCAUCGAGAACCGGAAAGAGAUCCAUGACAGAUGUCAGUCUCUGUCACCUGAUGCUGAAUCACCCCAAGUUCACCCUGCCCACUCUGGGAUGACAGAUUCAGCAACGCGGUCGUCAAUUGUCAACUCACUUCUCACACUCCCACAACACAUAGCGUUCCGCUUUCCCCACCCCCACCUGUUGAUGCCUGGGACUAUAGAACCUGGCAAGUCAUAUGAAAAUAAUGUCCCACCUUUUGUAUCAUCGGCCUCAGUCAGCCAGCCUAUUGAUGCCACGAUGAAUGGCCUUUCUGCACACAGCCAGUCACCACUUAGUCAACAGUCAGUUAUCGUACAAAACACCACACUUGAUCUCAGAAAACACAACCGUGGUGACGAGAAAAUACGAAGUCCCAUCAAAAAACGUCCUUACAAUCCAUCUUACAACACGGACAAGGAAAUAGAGGAGGAAGAAGAAGUCUACCGCAAAAUCCAACGCAGAGAUUCAGUAUCCAACGACGUUGGCUCACCUGAUCCCUACCCAUCCAAAAAAUUGGUCAUCGAGACGACAGAGAGACCUUUUCCUUCAUAUAUUCCAAUGCGGGACAAACAGUCAACAAUGGACCACACUGCUGUGGUAGCCCCAAUCGUAAAGAAUGUGAGUCGAAUGGAGGAGGACAUCAAGCUCACAGUCCCAAUGUUAAUCUACAAAAUCCAUGACUCGUUCCUACAGACCUUUACCUUCAUGAAGUCCAAGUUACAGGAGAUGGAGGAGAAGCUGGUGGAAAUGAAGGAGCAUAUUGCCCAGGGCCUAAUGAAGAAAGAACCCAACAUACAGGAUCUCCAGCGCCUUGAAUUCAUCAUGAGGGGCCAAAAUGGUAAAAUGAUAAAACCAGGAGAGCUGUGCUGGGAGGGCUUCCAGAGCUUACUGAACAAAACCAUACAGGACACGGUGACCUUCGCCAAGAAGAUCCCUGGAUUUCCUCACCUGGACCAAGACGACCAGAUCAGUCUCAUCAAGGGAGGCUGUUUUGAGGUAGCGUGUGUAGUGUACUCACAGCUAAUAGACUCGGAAACAAAUAUGAUGUUUGUUCUGGGUAAAAACAUACUCAUCAAACGGGAGGAGAUGAAGAUGGGGUUCCCAUUGGGGGAGCACUUUGUGGAGCUUCUCUUCAACCUUUGUAUGAGGUUCAAUGCCUAUACCCUGUGUGAUGCAGAGAAGGCCCUCUUUAGUGCUCUCGUCCUUAUUUCACCAGAUCGACAAGGCUUAAACAACAGGGAGAAGGUGAGCAAGCUUCAGGAGCUGCUGAUACAAGCUCUUCAGGCCCAGAUUACAGCCAGUCACCCUGACGAGGCAGGACUGUUCCCACGCCUACUGAUGAGCAUCUCCAGUCUGCGUGAACUUGGCGUGGAGCACCGGCGCAUGCUUGAGAAUCUAAAGCAUCAAAUGAGUUUUUCACACGACCUUUAUGCAGAGACCUUUGACCUUCUAACCUGA